AGACUAGCCGAAAAAAUACAUGCGAAGUUGAAAUUGAAUGGGCGUCUUGCAACAUAGAUUCGACAUUGAAAAGGAAAAAAAUACUUGAGUCAAUUAUUUAGGUAAAUAAAUUGUUUCUUUUAAGAACAGUAAACAUGAGUGAGGAAGCAACUAGACCAAACGCUCCUCGCAUGGAUAGUGAAGGUUCAGGAUUAUCUGGGAUGUUUGAUUUGAAAGAUGAAAAACAAGCUCAAGAGUACUUAAAAAUUAUAGAAAUUGAAUACAAAUUUCAAUGCCAUCAUGAGAAACAAGCAGAUGGCUGCCAUAGAUUGGCAGAUCUAUAUGAGGCUUUUAAACAUGAUUUUGCUUCGGCCAGAAAAAUAUUUGAGGAAAAUUGCGAAGAAGCGAAUCAUGGUUUAUCAUGCUAUAAGGCAUGGAUAAUUGAAUAUUUAGAUUAUUACAUUUUUUAUUAUAAUAUUUUUUCGUCUGCUUAAAAAGUAAUUAAAUGUAUGGAGACCUAUUGUAAUAAUCUCUGUAUUAAUUUAUCCAUGCAAAAAAUAGGCUGGAAAUUAUAAUCUUAUAGGAAAGGCAGGAGAUAAGGAUUUGAAGAAGGCGUUUUCGUUGUUUUUUAAAGGAUGUUCAUCAAACAAUAGACAUAGUUGUUAUCAUAAAGGACUUAUGUAUAGGAAAGGCCAUGGCGUUGAAUCUAAUCAGCAAGAAGCUUUAAAUUGCUUUGACAAAGCCUGCUCUAUGAAGGAUCCUGAUGCCUGCUAUUUAGCUUCUGCUUAUUUUUUAUCGGAAAAAUUUGGGAAUAUGCCACAAAAUUUAACUAAAGCUUUUGAUUACGCACUUAAAGCUUGCAAUUUAGCUAUCAUGAGGCUAGUCAUCCUGAAUAAUUAUGAUAAGGCCAGCGAAUGGGCGGCCAAAUACAUUAAAAAGCGAAUAAAUGAUUUUAAACCGAAUGAAAAACGCUACUUUACUUUGGGAUUACCCACGGGUAGUACUCCCCUGGGUACUUAUAGAAAGUUGAUAGAAUACCAUAAGGCUGGGCAAUUAUCUUUCAAGUAUGUUAAAACCUUCAAUAUGGAUGAAUAUGUGGGUCUACCUCGCGACCAUCCAGAAAGUUAUCACUCUUUCAUGUGGGACAAUUUCUUCAAACACAUUGAUAUUGAUCCGAAUAAUGCUCAUAUUCUAGACGGUAAUGCAGCAGAUUUAGUUAAGGAAUGCGAAGCUUUUGAAGUAAAAAUUCUGGAAGCCGGAGGGGUAGAACUAUUCGUUGGUGGAAUUGGUCCAGAUGGUCACAUUGCUUUUAACGAACCAGGAUCAAGUCUGGUAUCAAGAACGAGGGUGAAAACUCUUGCUCUCGACACUAUUCAGGCAAAUGCGAGAUUUUUCCAAGGUGAUAUAUCCAAAGUACCUCAUAUGGCUCUCACAGUUGGAGUGGGAACAGUAAUGGAUGCUAGAGAAGUUAUGAUUCUCAUAACUGGAAGCCACAAAGCUCUAGCGUUACAUAAAGCUAUUGAAGAAGGUGUUAAUCAUAUGUGGACUGUUUCGGCCUUCCAACAGCAUCCAAAGACAAUUUUUGUUGCAGAUGAAGAUGCUACACUAGAAUUGAAAGUAAAAACAGUCAAAUAUUUCAAAGAUUUAAUGACCCUUCAUAACAAACUCAUUGAAGAUGUCUAA
Dimorphilus gyrociliatus is the source of this 1662-nucleotide messenger RNA. The record is from the annotation of a GenBank genome assembly. NCBI's taxonomy places the organism in Eukaryota, Metazoa, Annelida, Polychaeta, Dinophilidae.